Molecule: messenger RNA, 1033 nt
Organism: Microcebus murinus (gray mouse lemur)
Lineage: Eukaryota; Metazoa; Chordata; Mammalia; Primates; Cheirogaleidae
Gene: LAGE3
Product: L antigen family member 3
Cellular component (GO): EKC/KEOPS complex
Source: RefSeq, a predicted model, not a curated record
GUAACCGAAGUUGAGUCUCGCUCUAAAGGACUGAGCCUCGUGAGAAAACCUUAGUUUCCCCAGGAUCUAAGGGCAGCAGGGCCGGCUUGGAGGGAAUCGACCAGGCACUUGGAGGCCGUUUGUGCAGGCGCCCUGGAAUCGCACCACGCUCAAAGGGGCAGAGUUUCUGGAGGGAACCUCGGCCUCUCUGCAGCUUACAGGGUCCCCGAGGACCUCCUCAGGGCCGGCUUGGCGGGAACUGACCACGCUCCAGGUGGCCUCGCCAGGUGCCUGCGCAGGCGCGUGUGGGUGGGGUCAUGCGCGAGGGGCGGUGCUUCUGGAGGGAGGCGCAGUCUCUCAGCAGCCCACCGAGAGGGCGGAGUCGAAGGAGAGCGGCGUCAGACAUGCGGGACACAGACGCAGACGCAGAUGCAGACGCAGGCGGUGUGGCGGGAGGCAUUGAUGGCCACGGCUGCCCCGGUGGCGGGGGCACAGCGACAGCUGUGGCUGGUGAGGUUCCUCAUGUCGCGCGGGCACUGCACGCCCCAAGUCCGAGCGGAGACGCUGUGCCUGUGGCCAGAAAGCCGGAAAUCCAACCACACACAUUUGCCCUCAGCGUGCCUUUCCCAACCCCUGUGGAGGCAGAAAUCGCUCAUGGGUCCCUGGCUCCAGAUGCCGAACCCCACCGAAGGGCGGUUGGGAAGGAUCUUACAGUGAGUGGCUGUAUCCUGGCCGUCCGCUGGAAAGCUGAAGACUCUCACCUACUCCGAAUUUCCAUUAUCAACUUUCUUGACCAGCUUUCCCUGGUGGUGCAGACCAUGCAGCGCUUUGGGCCCCCUGUUUCUCGCUAAGCCUAGUCUGGGAAAAGGAGGCGAGAGGUCUGACCUUGUGUCUCCUAGGAAGUGCAUCGUUCUUAGGGCAAUGAUUCCCUGCUACUUUAGUAUGGGGACCUAAGGUUUGCCUGUAUCCGCUCUUGGGUGCUCAGGGUGCCCUUGUUUUGUUUGGUGCUUAAAUGUUUGUUAUGGCAGGAAAUAAAACUGAGCUGCUAUUCCAA